Messenger RNA from Amaranthus tricolor (Joseph's coat), 1124 nucleotides. Its product is annotated as protein OSB1, mitochondrial-like. Lineage: Eukaryota; Viridiplantae; Streptophyta; Magnoliopsida; Caryophyllales; Amaranthaceae. Gene Ontology annotation, biological process: mitochondrial DNA replication; positive regulation of helicase activity. Gene Ontology annotation, molecular function: single-stranded DNA binding. The record is from RefSeq and is a predicted model, not a curated record. The coding region runs from base 73 to 900 and encodes 275 amino acids. The transcript is spliced from 4 exons. Gene Ontology annotation, cellular component: mitochondrial nucleoid.
CAUACCUCUGCUAAGUUUAAGUAUUGCAUUUCUAAACCUAUCAGCGAGCUACCAUUACCAGCGUAAGUGACCAUGUUGUCUAAAUCGACCAAAUUGAUCCCUACGACUGUACGAUUACCUUCUCGACAAUCUCCGAUCACCACUUCUGUCACGAAUUACCUCACGAGAAGAAACCUAUCUUCUGGUUUCAAUUAUGGGAAUCACGCAGACUCUGAGACCAGUAGCAGUAGAAGUAGCUUUAAUGGCCGCAACUGCGCUCGUCCUUCAACAGUGACAUGGUCUUCGCGCCUUCAUAAUUCUGCCCGUUUUAUUGGAACUGUUGAAUACCCUCUUAAGCAAUAUAACACUCGCAAUGGCAGACUUGGAGUUUAUACUUUCCUUCGUGUUAAAACUUCUCCUUAUUCAAACUCCUCUUUUAGGAUAUUAUUUGAGAUGUGGGGUGAGUUGGCUGAGCGAGUUUUUCCGCAUCUUAAACCAGAUGAUUUCAUUUACAUUUCUGGUGAAUUGGGAUCCUAUACAAAAGAUAUUGAAGGAGUACAAAAGCUGAUGUAUAAGGUUACAGCAAGGGAAUUAAAUUAUGUCAAACUAGACGAACCUGGAGAAUAUGUCGUAAACUCAGGAAAAAAUACGGGUGGACACUUCGACAAAUCUCACCCGCAAAGUUAUAAAAACCGACUUCAUUUGUGGCAAUUGUUGUUUGCUAGUCCAGACGAAUGGCAUGACCAGCGGAGAAGUAAAACGAAUCCUAAGCAACCAGAUUUCAAACAUAAGAGCACUGGUGAAGCACUUUGGCUCUCUGCAAGUGAUCCACCAUGGGUUAAAAAGCAAGUUGAGUUACUCUACUUCUCCGGACCUAAUAAUGAUCCGAUGUCUAGAUUCUCGCUAUCUGGAUGCUUGUAAACACUGUAAUCCCGAUUUCUACUACAAGUACCGUGAAUUUGAGAGAAAUCGCAAAAUUUUUAGUUAAGAAGAGUAGUGAUGGUGUUCUAUCUAGAAAGGAAGGACAUGAAAUUAACUGGAGGAUAGGAACAUAUCAAUUAUUAUCGUGGUAAGUUGUAAAGUGUGAUUACUUUAUAAAAAUUGUUGAAUCGAAUAUCAAUAUAUACCUUGUUUUUCAUGUGGAA